UUCAAAGUGUUGUAGCUUCAUGAAGCUAAUACUCUGGGAGUCAACUGAUGCUUUUAUAACACAAGUUAGAUAUCUCUAACCAGGACAUAGCCACUACACUGAUAGAAAAUAUCAUUAAAUAAGCUUAACAUCUCUUUUUGCCACAAGGAAAUUUACUCAUUUAUAAAAACAAUGUGACACAAUCUACCUGUAACCUGCUCUUGGGUCUGGUUUUGGACCCCACAUCCAGUUUUGGAUUUGGACUUGUAUUCUCUGUGUCAUUCAGUGGUACUUUCAAAAACCAAAUUUAUCUCUUUUGCAGUUUAUGAUUAAUUAGCAGUGUUAUAAAUCAUUCACCUAACAUAAUACGAAAAGUUUGGUUAUAAAAACAGACUAGUUCUUAGUUGCUGAAAUGAGUGCGGAGAAAAUGCAAAUAUUUAGCAAACGUAGAGGUCACAGAAAGGCAAACAAUUCCUCGCGUGAUUUUUCUUUUGAGGUAUUUACACCCAAGGCAGAAAAACAGAUUCACAGCCACAACAUGUUCAUUCAAACUACAGUAAGCAAUCUGAGCUUAUCUAACUUGAAGAAUACCAAAAAAUGCAACUAGCCAUUAUUAAAAAAAAAAAAAGGAAAACAAAAACUUUUUAAAAGAGUAAAAAUGUUAGGAUAUAAGGUAGGUAACUACGGAAACCUACACGCUGCUGAAAGUCAUGUUCCUUUUCACCAGAGGAUCAAAGGAAAAUGUAAAGUUUCAUGUUAAAUGGGACAAAGAGCUUUGCUGAUGAGAGAAGCACGUCGGCCCCACUGCAUGCAGUAAUGACAUGGUACAAGAAGGAACGAGAGGUUAUAAAAAAGCAAUCUCCGUGAGCUCUGAUUUUAGGCUGCGGGAGUAGAACCAGAACCUCCAAUUAAAAUGGGAACGUGGGACUCUGUAAAGCUCCACGCGAGCGGCACACUGUGUCACAUUCUCAUAUUCAUUAAGCACAAUGAGCAAUUACAGAUUAAAAGCUGCUGGUGUCUCACUUCAACCAGGCAAAUGCUUUCCGUGGAGAAGAGGGAAUGAAUUUUGUUAAUGAGGGGUUUUCAGGCUGCAAGUUUAAAUGGAAAGAGGGAACUCUUUACCGUGUCUACAAUAACCGGUGCAUUUACUGGACCCCUGCAAAGCCUGUACACCUACAAUAUGUCAUCACCGCUCCUAAAGCAGCUCUGUCAUAGCAGCUGUUUUGCACAGUUCUUAUUUCUGUGAAUCAGAUGACCACUGUGGGCAGUACCAUGAAUAAAUACCUUGAUCUGGGAAAUAAUAAAGCUGUCACUAGCAAAAUUGUGAAAUUAAUUUGAUUCUUUUUUUUUUUUUUUUUUGGUUGAUUGGUUAUUUUAUUUUAUUAUUAUUAUUAUUUUUUCUGCCCCUUCUCUGUACAGGGUAAGGUGUAUUCUGCCACCAGUCACAUUUCACACUGCACUUGUCUCUGCAUGGUUGGAGCAAUGUAGACUUGGAUGUGGUGACUUGGCACGAAGACUCACAGGUACUACUAGCAAGGCCACUUGUGCUUACGUAUUAAGGUACCAGUACGUAGGCAACAGUGCAAGUCAUCAGGGCUGCAUCAGAGAUGACUCACUUUUCUACUAGUUUGUGAGCACUGUGACAUCCCUACAUGCAAGUCGUUGCUGUCAGCCUCAUAUCUGCGUUUGUGUGUGGCUCAGGUGGAGCUAUGGACACAGAUGCUGAUCCACGGUAUGCUGGUGAGGGUGUCGCUGAAAUGGUCAUUCAUUUCGAGAGUUUUCAUAGCUGCCUGAGAGUCAUUUCACGCCCAAAGCAAAAAUGCCAGAGCCAGAGCUGGUAAUAAGUGAUGUUGCAUGUGCACAUUUGGAUGUGGAAGGUGUGGAUGUACCUGUUUACGUGAGCUCUUUACUUACGCCUGACCUGCUUUUGUCCAACAGUGAGGUGGGCGCCUGCGGGUUCUGCCCUGAGCCUGCCAAGCUGCCAUCUGCCAGACAGGCUGGAGCAGUAACCCAAAUCCUGCUGAUGGUCUCGUGGAUAAGAUCCAAAGCUCUUUACAGCUCACGGUCAGUGCUCUGAAUACAUGGAUGCAAAUAUUUAUGGACACCCUGGAUGGAUAUGGAUUUCUAGCUCAUGCAGGAUAUAUUUGCAUGCACAUAUUCAGAGCAUGUAAAUCCCCUCUCUGGCUACCUUUCACAAGCAUCGGUGAGCACAGCAAUUACGCCCUGGCACGUGAUGGAGAAGAGGCAGUUCUCCCACUCCCAAUGUCUGCAUGCAGGCUGGCUGCAGCAGGGCACUGGAGGGAGCUGCUGCCCUCCCAGUGGCAGGAGACAUCCGCUGAUGCUGUGGGCUUUAAGCAGCCCAGUGCUGCCAAAGUUAUCAAUUCACCACUUAUUACAGCUACGUACAUUUAUCUGUUUCUAGUGAUGAUACCGCUCCGGUAUCUGUAAAUCAAAACUAUGGAGCUGUUUCCCUGCUCGCCUUUCCUCUAUGUUAUUUAGGUUGUGAGCUGUUCAGGGCAGCUAGUGUUUCUUACUGUGAAUAUUUUCAUGGCUUUGGCUGAAAGAAGUCUUGCUCUUACCAUGGUCUCUUGCCAAGCUGUUGCUGGAGCCAGGCUGUUUGGAGGCCAUGCAUCCCUCUCUAGAUAUAUAAGACAUGGCUACACAAACAGCAAGGCAGUUGGGUCAUCUCCUCAGAUCUCCAGGGCUGUAGCCCGUCUCCAAGCACAAUGAGGAUGCCUAGAAGCAUAGAAUUUCUUGGAAGAUUUGUUUAUUUACUUAUUUUUAGUUAUAGCUGUCUACACUCUCUUUCUUGAGCUGUUGGUUGUGUUGACUUACUCACCUUUUGUCUCUCUGAGCAAAAGCCCUUAAUGUUUUUUUUUUAUCGUGGAGCCCCUGGUCAUAAGGCAGGGAUCUGCCUGCUCCAAUGUAAGGCAAGUGACGACUCUUUCGUGCAGGCUGUUGAUCUUCUUUAAUUGCUGCUGCGUCAGCAGUCACAUUAGGCUGUCUGAGAGGACAGCGUGAGACUUUAUUGACAGAAGGUGCAGCUUUGUAAUCCCUGCAAAUCCCUCCUCACCUGAGCCCUUUACGUUCAUGGUCUUAAUUUACCAGCCUUCCGUGAAGAGCUUUCAGAGGAUAAAAGCAGCAUUAAUGGCUUGAGAGCUUCAGAUGUCAGUGAAGGCAUCACUUGCUUGCGAUCUCUAAGAACCCAGUUUCACAAGAGACAUACUGCUCAGAGCUUGGUCUUCUGCAUCUGCCGGUACUCAGCCCCACGGAUUGUCCAGGCACUUGCUGGUAUGAGAUUAUGCAUUAGUGGGAAACUAGCAAGGGAAUUGUUCUCGAAUACAGAUUGCUUCUAAAAGUUCCUGAAUCGCAUUCCAAUGGAGGGACCUGCCUCAAUGAUGUGCCUGAGAACUUGCUACAUAAAAGACUGUAAAACAUUUAAUUUCAGUGAAAAUCCAGCUGACCUGGGACAGUCUCAUCUCUCCAGGAACUGCACUUGCUCUCGUAAGACCAUGAAACAAAAGCGGUCUAACAGUGUUAGCAUGUGUACCUUGCCCAUCAUCCCAGAGUACCCAGGCUUCCAAGACAUUAAGUUAUCAAGAAAUUACUCAGACACUCCAGCCUUCAACCAACUUUUCCAGGCUUUGGAAGGAAAGAGCUCUUCAUCACAGCUGAACAGCUUUCCAAACAAACCUUCAUCACCCCAUUGCUUGGGGGGCUCUUCAAGAGGCUCCUUGAAAGGCAACCCAGCAACCAGCAGUGGCUUCCGUGACAAACCACUGCAGGAGUAUUUCAACGAGAGGCUAAUGGAGCUCAGGAACUAUGAAGGUAAGAGGUCCAAUAGGAAGACAAAAGGAUUUGCUGACAAGAACCAGAACCCCUUCCUCACCCGCAGAGGAUCUCGGCGCAGAAGUAGCUGCAGUGCUGUGGUAAUGAUUGGGCGUAGCAAGGAGACAGAAGAAUCCUGCAGCUCAGCAAACCAAGACAACAAGAAAGUGAUGGAGCACAGUGAUCCAAAGGAAACCCAGAACGUCCCGGACCUCUACAAGGGUGACUUGUUGGACAUUUUAACAAUGCACAUAGCUGCUCCCCUGGAAGCGUUAGUGCAAAAAAACUAAUACUGGAGCUGUUUACAGCUACUCCUACAGUCCUCAAGAUGCAGAAUUGUUCCUGUUCAGUACUCUGUUCUGACUUAAGUAGCUCAUGUGUGUUAGUUCAUUCUGACACAGAAAUAUGUUUGUUUGUGGGACAAAAUGUUCUCUCAUAUUGUGUUCUUGAUUGACAUUACAUAUUUUUGUUUUCAAUUAUUUUCCUCAAAGAAUCAGUGAAAUUGUGAAAUAGUCUUAAAUUACUAUACACAGAGAGCAGUGUUCGAAACGCAUGCACAUAUUAUUGAAUUCUUAAGUUGCCUUAAAAAAAAAAAAAAAAGUGAUUUUCAUCAGUGGAACAGAUUGGUUUCUUAUCGGCAAUGUGCAUUUUCUGUUAGCUAAUCUGAAAAAACACCACCACUGUGUCCUGUCAAUUUACUUUACUUGUUUUAAGUCUUGCUUUUUUAUUGUAUCACUUUAACCCAUUUCAUUGCUGUUCUGUAUGGAUGCAAAUACUUUAUGAGAAAUGAUUGGUUUUCUUUUGUGGCCACGUUGUAUCACCAGGUGGAUCGUUGUAGCAGUGUCUGGUGCAUGAAAAUGCAAAGACAGAUGUAAGUUUUAUUUUUAAAUCUGAUCAGCCAUUA
Molecule: messenger RNA, 4711 nt
Organism: Oxyura jamaicensis (ruddy duck)
Lineage: Eukaryota; Metazoa; Chordata; Aves; Anseriformes; Anatidae
Exons: 3
Coding region: 3357-4097 (246 amino acids)
Source: RefSeq, a predicted model, not a curated record